GUUGACGUGCAUUAUAUCGCCUGGCGAGUGGGGUAAGGAAUUAAAGCCAUUUCAUACAAGCCCGAGUUAGUGCGUUUAGUUUGAUAGAGAUAAAGAACCUCACCCUCGAGGAGGACGUCGCCUUUUGGGUUUUGGAGUGAUUCGCCAUCAAGACGUAGAAUGUGAUUGGAAUGGGAGCCGGAGCGCCGAUUCCCUGAUAGGGUGGAUUAGAGUUCUCUAAUGAUGCAGGGAGAGGACAGAAAAAAAAGGAAACAGAGUUUGAAUCCUAGAAGUGUGUCAGAGGAAUACUGUCUCAGAGAACGUCCGAAAGAAGACACGACAAAGAUGAAAAAUAAACUGUCUUCUUCAGUCGUUACCAGUAAGAAGAGGCCCUGGUCAUGGGAUCAGUACUUGGAAGAGGAAAAGGCUAGUGCAGCCCCCGUGAGAUUUUUUACUGAGUACCAGUCAUUUCCUUACGGCAAGAACGGCUUUAAAGUGGGGAUGAGACUAGAGGGACUCGACCCCUUGCAUCCUUCUAUGAUCUGUGUGCUCUCCGUGGCUGAGGUGAUCGGCUUCCGUCUGCGUCUGCACAUCGACGGAUACUCAGAGUGCUAUGACUUCUGGGUUAAUGCCGAUUCCCCUGAUAUCCGACCAGCCGGAUGGUGCGAGUCCACAGGUCGCAAACUACACCCUCCAAAAGGUUAUAAGAUGAAUGAGUUUAACUGGGAGAAAUACCUGGAGUCUUGCAAUGCUCAGGCUGCACCAAAGAAUCUGUUCAAAUCCCAAAACAGUACUACCACCACCACGAAAUUUGAAGUGGGCAUGAAACUGGAGGCAGUGGACAGGAAGAACCCCUGCCUGGUGUGCGUGGCCUCUGUGGCCGACAUCAUAGACAGCCGCUUCCUGGUUCACUUUGACAACUGGGACGAUACAUACGAUUACUGGUGUGAUGCCAGUAGCCCCCAUAUCCACCCUGUGGGCUGGUGCCAGGAUCACGGACGACCUCUCACAGCACCUCAGGGACACCCGAAUCCGGAGCAUUUCAUAUGGGAGGAGUAUUUAGAAGACAAUGGUGCUUCUGCGGUUCCGAGCCAAGCCUUUUGUAUGAGACCUCCGCACGGAUUUCAGAACAACAUGAAGGUAGAGGUGGUGGACAGGAGAAACCCCAUGCUGAUCCGCGUGGCCUCUAUUGUUGAUACUGAAGACUACAGAGUGAAGGUACACUUUGACGGCUGGCACAAUAAAUUUGACUUCUGGGUCGACUCGGAUCUGCCAGACCUUCAUCCUGUAGGCUGGUGUGCGAGGACAGGUCACCCCCUGGAACCUCCACUAACAUAUGCCGGUUCUUCUGACCUCAAGAGCUCCAUGACGCAGGGAGUGUGUCCAACCCCAGGGUGCAGGGGAGUGGGACACAUCAAGGGUGCAAAAUACACAGGACACCACAGUGCCUUCGGCUGUCCCUACUCAGACAUUAACAUGAAGAAGGAGGUAGUGCUGCCUGAUCGCCUCGGUGGCGAAAAGCAAAUCACCUUUGUCCCAGUGCACUUUGUGCAGAAAACCAAGACGCUGUGUGCUGAGCAAGAGGAGGAGGAGGAGGUGAAUGAUAAAGACAGCCAUGAGGAGAACAGGGAAGAGCUGUCGGGCUGCGACACAGCGCCUCGUCCUCGCGGUCGGCCCCCUGGCCAUACCACAAUAAAGAGGGAGUACAAGGAGGAACCUUCAUCUCAGGGACAGAAGGCAUACUCGCCGCUGGGGAAGCGUAGCCGUCUGACCACCAGGAUUGCCCAGUCAACAAAAUAUCUGCAUGUCAAAGACGAGGAUGAGGAGAUUGAGUUAAAUAGCGUGAUUGAAGAGAAAAACGUGGACAGUCUCCAGCAGGCCCUGCAUCAGUCGGUCUUCCUGUCAGCCAUGUCGGCUCAGCCAGGUCGUGACUUGCCGUUGUGCUGGGAGCAGCACUGUAAACUCCUUCCAGGCGUGGCUGGGGUGCAGGCUAGCCGGGUCGCCCACUGGACGGUGGAGGAGGUUGCUGACUUCAUUCACUCUCUCCCAGGCUGUGAGGAACAAGCUAAGCAGUUUAGAGAGGAGCAAAUCGACGGCAAGGCGUUCCUCCUCCUCACCCAGCGGGACAUUGUGAAGAUCAUGAGUGUUAAGCUUGGCCCUGCUCUCAAAAUCUACAAUUCCAUCCUAAUGUUCAAGCACGCUGAAGACAACCAGUCAGCAAGCAGCGAUACCAAUACAUGAAGCCCAGCCAAAUCUGACCCACUCCAUCAUUUUCAAGCUUACGUGAAUCUAGAUGUGUACUGUAUCGAUGCAUUCCAACCUCCCAACCUCCCAACUUCCAGUCCCUUUCCUAGACUUAGAGGUAUCUAUAAAGACUGUCUCUUCAGGUUUGAUUUCCUCAAACCUCUAACUUUCAGGUUCUAGUGUCUGUCGUCUGUUUGCUGACUUUCAAAUCUGCCUUUAAAUGUUUCGCCAUGGUAUUAAAGUAAAGUUUAACAAAGCCAUGGACAAGUACACUUUUCCUCCUAGGCCUUACCCAUCUCCCUUCUCCUCCAGUAGCUUUCCCCUGACAUCCAAACGAACUGACAAUCAACCAAUUCAAAUAAGAAACAGCAUACCCAACUGUGGCGACAGGGUUUUCUAGGUGAAGGUGCUAUUUAAUACAACCCACUAACAGCCAUUGAUAUGUAGGUUUCAUUGAUCAUGUCUAGUGGUUUCAAACCUGGGACAGGCCCUUUGUGCUUAUUUUAGUAUCUAUUUUGUAUAGAUUAUAUCUAAUUUUCUCUUUUCCUGCUGAUUUACGAUCUUUAUUUAUUGUGCAAAGACAAUUGUGCAAAGUUGAAGGAAUUAAUAUAUUGUAUAUUAUGAAUUUAA
Messenger RNA from Clarias gariepinus (North African catfish), 2853 nucleotides. Its product is annotated as lethal(3)malignant brain tumor-like protein 4. Gene Ontology annotation, molecular function: zinc ion binding; protein binding. Gene Ontology annotation, cellular component: nucleus. The record is from RefSeq and is a predicted model, not a curated record. The coding region runs from base 220 to 2220 and encodes 666 amino acids. The transcript is spliced from 20 exons. Lineage: Eukaryota; Metazoa; Chordata; Actinopteri; Siluriformes; Clariidae. Gene Ontology annotation, biological process: regulation of DNA-templated transcription.